This is a messenger RNA of Alternaria triticimaculans, 1056 nucleotides long. RefSeq lists its product as uncharacterized. The record is from RefSeq and is a predicted model, not a curated record. Lineage: Eukaryota; Fungi; Ascomycota; Dothideomycetes; Pleosporales; Pleosporaceae. Bases 1 to 1056 code for a protein of 351 amino acids. The transcript has 3 exons.
AUGGACGACCUUCCCAACGAAUUGCUCAUCUACAUCGUUGACCACCUGAGAGGCCCUACAACCUGGGCAGAACCAGCCGACUACAGCCGCACGCACGCCCUUGCGGCUCUUUGUUGCGUUUCCAAGAAGUUGUACCAUAUUACCAGACCGUUGCUCUACGAAUCGAUAGACCUGCCCCCGAAUGACGGUGUUCUGCCCCAGUCUCGAAGACUUUUUGCUCGUCUCCAAGAGCAGCCAAGCCUUCGCCUCGAGAUCAAAGCCCUUCGACAGAAGACGCCUGCUAGGCUGAGACGGGACGGCGAGCGCCGUAUGCGCGUCCGCGAUGAGUACAUGAAAGACACUACAAGAGACGUGAGAGCCUUUGGGCUAGGCACGGAAGACGCCUCAGCACUCGUGGGCCGUUGGCUAGAGUACGAAGACCUAUACUUCGCUCUAGUGGCAUUUCGGACACCGAACUUGGAGCGUUUAUGGGCACGGUCGGCCCUUGAAUACCAAGGGCUCUAUGACGAUUGCAACAAUACCCUUCUCGAGGGCAUAGGCCGUAUGGCUAUGGGCCUAAGUCGGCUUCACACUCACCGAUUUGACAAUCUCAAGAUUUUGUAUUUCGAUUUCUCUAAAACACCGCAAACGCCCGCGCGGUAUGCGUUCCCGUUGUUACUUCUUCCCAACUUGGAUGAGCUUACUCUUGUCGCGUUGGGCGGCUAUUUCGACAUGGCUGAGAAUGAAACUGAAGUCGGUUUCGAAUACGAUGACGCCGACGGCUUGAUCAUUUUCGGCCGCCCUUGGUUUCUGCCUGCUUUCUUACCGCCAAGCAUCACAUCACUGCACAUCCACUAUCCCCGUGAGCCAAACGACGAAGCCGAUCAACAACUUGUCGAUGUUCUCAGCGCGCACAAGGACGGUACCUUAGCGUCGCUGAAAGAUGUAUACAUCACAUGGGUAUACUACCAACGCGGAGAGGAAGAAUUCGAUCUGCUAGAACGACUUCAGUCGCUGGUACAGAUCAAAGCGCAAUACGAGGCGUCAUCCAUCACGGAUCAGACGCAAUUGGCCUAA